This is a messenger RNA of Theobroma cacao (cacao), 2722 nucleotides long. It is a transcript of the gene KCS4, whose product is annotated as 3-ketoacyl-CoA synthase 4. Gene Ontology annotation, biological process: fatty acid biosynthetic process. Lineage: Eukaryota; Viridiplantae; Streptophyta; Magnoliopsida; Malvales; Malvaceae. The record is from RefSeq and is a predicted model, not a curated record. Gene Ontology annotation, cellular component: membrane. Gene Ontology annotation, molecular function: acyltransferase activity, transferring groups other than amino-acyl groups.
CAUCAUCAUUGUCAUGUCAAUGUGGUUUGCUUGGAUUUAUGACAGCUCCCGCCAUAGCCGGCCAUAGCCAUAACCACCUUUUCCAUUGGUUCCCAGGGAUCAAAUCAGUGUGACAGAUCAAGAAUUUCUCACUCAGAAAGCGAACUUUCUUAAGACAUAGCUCGGGCAGGUUUUUCUUGUACCAAAUCAUAGCAUCUUUGACAAUGUUCCAGGCUUCCAUCACUUGAUCGAACAAGUCCCGUCCGUAGUCGUUUAUGAGUUUUAGCCACGUGAUUUUGCAUAAAUUAUGAAAUAAAUGCACGAUUGAUUAAACAAAGGAAACAUCAAAAGAAACAUUGAACAGAAACAAAAGCUUAUCGUUGUAAGACUUGAACGGGCUCUGUCUCUGACGCUUCAUCAUAGGUGGCCCCGCGUUAAUCCCGUUAGCGUCGUUGGCAAUGGCGAGGGCUGACAGUUCCGUAGUAGUAACAUCAACUACCAUUACCGACUCGAGUUUUCAUAGCUGGCAAUUUUGAAAAAACCCAAAAAAAAAACAAAAAAACAAAAUGAUUCAAAGCCACGAAAAUUCACGUGGAUGUUAAUCCCAAAAAAAGAACCAAUCUUUAAUAGUAACCUGAAACAAUGAUGAAAAGUCUUCCUCUUACCAUUUUGCCAUGUUAAAAGACACAACGCACGUCAAAGGAAAAGAGUCCACCUUCAAGACGCACUCUUUAGAUACCCAUCUUUGCACUUUUCUCUCUCAGCUUCCAAUUCCCAGAACAUUACAACUGUUUUUUUAACCUUGGGAGGCCUGGAAAUCUACCUCCUAGAUUCUGCCAGUCAACUUUUCAGAGCCGUCUAAAGCCCGCCAGACAACCGCCUCGGGGUUCAUUAGUGGUAACAGACAAGGUCGGUAUCAUGGACCAAGGGGGCGCAGCCACCAGAAACGGUGGCUCGGGAAGCGGUUCAGUCGGUGUUCAGAUCCAACAAUCCCGAAGGCUCCCGGAUUUCCUUCAAAGCGUCAAUCUCAAGUACGUGAAAUUAGGCUACCACUAUCUAAUCUCCAAUCUUUUGACCCUUUGUUUUAUCCCUCUAAUCGCGGUUAUUUCAAUCGAAGGUUCUCAAAUGAAUCUCGAUGAUUUACGCCAGUUAUGGCUUCACCUUAAAUACAAUCUAGUCAGCAUAAUCAUUUGCUCUGCUAUUUUAGUGUUCGGGUUAACGGUGUAUAUCAUGACCCGUCCCCGACCGGUUUACCUUGUCGAUUAUUCUUGUUACCGUGCUCCGGACCAUCUUAAAGCUCCCUGCGGUCGUUUCAUGGAGCACUCAAGGUUAACUGGUGAUUUUGAUGAAUCGUCUCUCAAGUUCCAGCGCAAGAUUUUGGAGCGCUCGGGGCUCGGAGAAGAGACUUAUGUGCCUAAAGCAAUGCACAAUAUUCCUCCAACGCCGUCCAUGGCGGCGGCGCGGGAAGAAGCUGAGGAGGUUAUGUUUGGGGCAUUGGAUAUUCUUUUUCGGAACACGAAUGUCAACCCCAAAGAUAUUGGUAUUCUUGUUGUGAAUUGUAGUUUGUUCAAUCCAACGCCUUCGUUGUCGGCUAUGAUUGUGAAUAAGUAUAAGCUGAGGGGAAAUAUUAGGAGUUUUAACUUAGGUGGGAUGGGAUGUAGCGCUGGGGUUAUCGCAGUGGAUCUUGCUAAGGAUUUGUUGCAGGUGCACAGGAAUACGUAUGCUGUUGUUGUGAGUACUGAGAACAUUACUCAGAAUUGGUAUUUUGGGAAUAAGAAGUCUAUGCUGAUACCUAAUUGUUUGUUUCGCGUUGGGGGUUCUGCGGUUUUGCUGUCGAAUAAGUCCAAGGAUCGGAGGCGGGCUAAGUAUAAGCUUAUUCAUGUGGUGAGGACACAUCGUGGUGCAGAUGAUAAGGCGUUUAGGUGUGUGUAUCAGGAGCAGGAUGAUGCAGGGAAGACGGGUGUUUCACUGUCUAAAGAUUUGAUGGCAAUUGCUGGAGGUGCGCUAAAGACCAAUAUCACCACGUUGGGCCCUCUCGUGCUUCCAAUCAGUGAGCAGCUUUUGUUUUUCACAACCUUGCUGGUGAAGAAACUGUUCAAUGCCAGUGUCAAGCCUUACAUUCCGGAUUUCAAGUUGGCAUUUGAUCAUUUCUGUAUACAUGCUGGUGGAAGGGCUGUGAUUGAUGAGCUGGAGAAGAAUCUGCAGCUGCUACCGGUACAUGUGGAGGCUUCCAGGAUGACUCUCCAUCGUUUCGGAAAUACUUCUUCGAGCUCCAUUUGGUAUGAAUUGGCGUACAUUGAGGCUAAGGGGAGGAUGCGGAAGCGCAACCGUGUCUGGCAAAUUGCAUUUGGAAGUGGUUUCAAAUGUAAUAGUGCAGUCUGGGAAGCACUUAGGAAUGUAAAGCCAUCUGGUAAUGGUCCCUGGGAAGAUUGCAUUGAUAACUAUCCUGUGAAAAUAAGUACCUAGGUGAACAACAUUUUAAGUUAGAUUCUACAUUCAGACACAGUAUUAAUUGGAAGGUAGACCGGAAUAUAUUGCUUUUAUCCAAGUCUUGAUGUGUACUUAGUCAUUUUCCUCAGCUUGUUAUCAAAUGUGGAUACCUUUGUGUUUCAUUUUUUGAACUUGCAUGCAUGUCUGGAGUACUAUCAUGUGAGACUCGCUCAUUUUGUACCAUAACACUUCUUGUAUUUUACUGGUCAUUGACCUGUUUGAGACUAAUACAUCCAGGAUUGUUUGAUUUAUA